Tuber melanosporum (Perigord truffle) is the source of this 305-nucleotide messenger RNA. RefSeq lists its product as uncharacterized. The transcript has 3 exons. The record is from RefSeq and is a predicted model, not a curated record. Lineage: Eukaryota; Fungi; Ascomycota; Pezizomycetes; Pezizales; Tuberaceae. Bases 1 to 264 code for a protein of 87 amino acids.
AUGACCCAGAUGAAGAAAGAGGAUGCAGACCGGGAAUUGGGAGGGCUGACGGGACUGGCGAAGGCGAGUUCUGGGAGGGUGCUCGAUGAGAGUGGGGAGUUGAUUGAACGUAUAGACGUCCCGGCUGCGAGACUCUCAGGCGGUAGUGAAGAUGUCUUGUAUGAUCUUGCGAUUAGGGAGUUGGUCAAGAAUUAUCGUAAGAAAUCCGGGAGAUGGGGAGGACGUCAAAGUUGUAGAUUUGGGUGUUUACAUGUACUUUUAUAAUGUGUAAAUUAAUGUAUCGAUACCAUGUGAGUUGGAACAAA